AUGAAGGUUCUUCUACUUGCCAUUGGAAUCCUGUGCAGAAGAACGAAGCUGGAGCCCAAGGAACAGUUUGUCUUCAGAGAUAAAGUCACUGCAGACCAGAUAUACAAGUUCAUGUAUCAGGCACCGCGGACCAGCAAGAUCGAGCUGGCUAUUUUUGACACAAAGGGCAGGCAAAUGAUCAAGACAAGGGACCCAUAUUCGGUUCUGUACUACAAGAUCAGCGAGGAAGGGGAGAUUGUGAUAUCUGUCAAGAAUAACAGCUCGAAGGUCAUCAACUUCGGGUAUAGGUGCCCAGACACAAACCAGAGGGCCCAGGGAGGUCUUGGGCCAAUAAGCGUCGAGCUGGUUUCCGAGCUGCAGGAUGUUCUCGAAACCGUGAUCCAGGCCCAGAGGGUCCAUAUCAAGAAGCACGAGGAGCAUGCAAGAAUGGUUGCCGGAUCGAGGAGAUGGGUCACGAGACUUCUAGUCUUCGAAACCUUGUUCUUCACAGGUGUUCUAUACUUCCUGCACAGAGACAUGUUGAAGAUGUUUGAGACUAAGAGGGAAGUUUAA
Messenger RNA from Encephalitozoon cuniculi GB-M1, 552 nucleotides. RefSeq lists its product as uncharacterized. The record is from RefSeq and is marked provisional. The transcript has a single exon. NCBI's taxonomy places the organism in Eukaryota, Fungi, Microsporidia, Unikaryonidae. Bases 1 to 552 code for a protein of 183 amino acids.